AUGAAUGCUCCGCACUUUGCCAUAGACGUUCUGCUGUUGUGCAUAUCUUUCGGAGCAAGUGUAUUGGCAGCCAACUCUCCCACCGUGUCCUCGACGUUGCCAGCCACCAAUUUCACCGAACUUGGCGCAGCGUUCAGCCAUGGAGAAGCAGACAGCGAGAAUAUUCCCCUGACCAGGAGGAAGCGUUAUAUUUCCCAAAACGACAUGCUUGCCAUUCUCGAUUACCACAAUAAAGUAAGAGGGAAGGUUUUCCCUCCGGCGUCCAAUAUGGAGUACAUGGUAAGUGAUUUAUACGUUCAAAUUUAUCAAUCAAUUGCUCAUUGAUUAAUGAUGAAUGAUCUUUCUGCUUCCCUGCCUUCACUUCCUUCACUUGCUAUUCUAAUGUUGUAUAUUGAUAUCGCGGUUUAUGUAUUGAUAAAUAGCCUACUUGUUAUAUCAGUGGCCAGGGUUAUUAUAAAAUGUACGGGAGAAACUGCUGUAUUAAUUGAUGAAUGUCUACUUAGCUGCACCGUUCAUUGAUUCAUGUGUGUUGCUUAGUGUAAGAAGCUGUCUGUCUGGCAUGGUGAUAGGUUGAUGUGAAUGAAGGUCCCCCAAAUGGUACCCUAUUCCCUAUAUAGUGCACUACUUUAGACCAGAGAAUGGUACCCUAUUCCCUAUAUAGUGCACUACUUUAGACCAGAGAAUGGCACCCUAUUCCCUAUAUAGUGCACUACUUUAGACCAGAGAUUGGCACCCUAUUCCCUAUAUAGUGCACUACUUUAGACCAGAGAAUGGCACCCUAUUCCCUAUAUAGUGCACUACUUUAGACCAGAGAAUGGCACCCUAUUCCCUAUAUAGUGCACUACUUUAGACCAGAGAAUGGCACCCUAUUCCCUAUAUAGUGCACUACUUUAGACCAGAGAAUGGCACCCUAUUCCCUAUAUAGUGCACUACUUUAGACCACGGCCCAUAUGGCUCUAAAGUAGUGCACUAUAUAGGGAAUAGGGUGCCAUUUGGAAUGCAAACCAAUGUGUAGUUCAGAGCAGGAUGUUCAGUGCCAAAUAUCUCCUCUGGCCCUCUCUGGCCCUCUCUGGCCCUCUCUGGCCCUCUCUGGCCCUCUCUGGCCCCCUCUGGCCCUCUCUGGCCCUCUCUGGCCCUCUCUGACCCUCUCUGACCCUCUCUGGCCCUCUCUGGCCCUCUCUGGCCCUCUCUCUGGCCCUCUCUGGCCCCCUCUGACCCUCUCUGGCCCUCUCUGGCCCUCUCUGGCCCCCUCUGACCCUCUCUGGCCCCCUCUGGCCCUCUCUGGCCCUCUCUGGCCCUCUCUGGCCCUCUCUGGCCCUCUCUGGCCCUCUCUGGCCCUCUCUCUGGCCCUCUCUGGCCCUCUCUGGCCCCUGACCCUCUCUGGCCCUCUUGGCCCUAUUGGCCCUCCCUUCUGGCCCUCUCUGGCCCUCUCUGGCCCUCUCUCUGGCCCUCUCUGGCCCUCUCUGGCCCCCUCUGACCCUCUCUGGCCCUCUCUGGCCCCUCUCUGGCCCUCUCUGGCCCUCUCUGGCCCUCUCUCUGGCCCUCUCUGGCCCUCUCUGGCCCUCUCUGGCCCUCUCUGGCCCUCUCUGGCCCUCUCUGGCCCUCUCUGGCCCUCUCUGGCCCUCUCUGGCCCUGACCCAGCUGUUGAGCACAUUUCAGGGUUCAGGAUCACCUACAGCCUUGCUGGAAGAGGGGUCACGUGUAACACCAGUGGCACUCUUGCUGGCUGGCGGGAAAACAUUGAGAGCUAAAGUACUCCUCAAUGCCAGGACCUAUGAAAAGUACCUCAUGUAGACCAAUGGGUUCAUGUAGACCGUGGUUAUGUCCUAAAUGAAAUACAAUGGAACCUUGUCAAAAGUAGUGCACUACAUAAGGAAUAGGGUGCCAUCUGUGAUUCAAGUGUCCAUGUAGUGGUGUAAUGGGUUUGGUUGGAGUAGUUCAUGAAUGAAUGAUGAAUGGGUUUAAACACACGGUAGCUGGUAGCUGGUAGCUGGUAGCUGGUAGCUGGUAGCUGGUAGCUGGUAGCUGGUAGCUGGUUGGAUUUCCUGGACAGUGUCCAAGUUAGAGGCAAGGUUUAUGUCCUUAAGGAUGGCUGUAGAGAGAAUGUUGCAUGUUGCAGAUACAGAGAAGAGUGCAUUGUUCCCAAAAAGAGGCUGCUGUAAAAGGCCCUUGCUAUGAUAAACCAACUAUUGGCAGUGUAUCGCUCUGAACAGGCCAGUUGCAUAGCCGUCAUGGGAGCGAUGGUGGCUGGCAACGUCGAGGAAACGGUGGGAGAGUUGGCUGCUAAUACACUUAAAGUCUAUGGCAAAGUGCGGAACAUUCAUGUUUGCUUAUUUUAAGAUAUCUGACGGGAUGUAGGCUAUCCCUAGUCUUGAUUUCAUCUGAAAUGAAGAAAAAAAAAGAACAGACAUUACACGAGUAGUCUAUUUGUGCCAACUAAAACCAAGUACUACCAUCUAUGAGGUUGAACCACGUGAGAGAGAGAGCAGUACUACCAUCUAUGAGGUUGAACCACGUGAGAGAGAGAGCAGUACUACCAUCUAGGAGGUUGAACCACGUGAGAGAGAGAGCAGUACUACCAUCUAGGAGGUUGAACCACGUGAGAGAGAGAGCAGUACUACCAUCUAGGAGGUUGAACCACGUGAGAGAGGGAGCAGUACUACCAUCUAGGAGGUUGAACCACGUGAGAGAGGGAGCAGUACUACCAUCUAGGAGGUUGAACCACGUGAGAGAGAGAGCAGUACUACCAUCUAAGAGGUUGAACCACGUGAGAGAGGGAGCAGUACUACCAUCUAGGAGGUUAAACCACGUGAGAGAGAGAGCAGUACUACCAUCUAGGAGGUUGAACCACGUGAGAGAGAGAGCAGUACUACCAUCUAGGAGGUUGAACCACGUGAGAGAAAGAGCAGUACUACCAUCUAGGAGGUUGAACCACGUGAGAGAGAGAGCAGUACUACCAUCUAGGAGGUUGAACCACGUGAGAGAGAGAGCAGUAUUACCAUCUAGGAGGUUGAACCACGUGAGAGAGAGAGCAGUACUACCAUCUAGGAGGUUGAACCACGUGAGAGAGAGAGUAAACUACCAUCUAGGAGGUUGAACCACGUGAGAGAGAGAGCAGUACUACCAUCUAGGAGGUUGAACCACGUGAGAGAGAGAGAGCAGUACUACCAUCUAGGAGGUUGAACCACGUGAGAGAGAGAGAGCAGUACUACCAUCUAGGAGGUUGAACCACGUGAGAGAGAGAGCAGUACUACCAUCUAGGAGGUUGAACCACGUGAGAGAGAGAGCAGUACUACCAUCUAGGAGGUUGAACCACGUGAGAGAGAGAGCAGUACUACCAUCUAGGAGGUUGAACCACGUGAGAUGGAGAGAGUAAACUACCAUCUAGGAGGUUGAACCACGUGAGAGAGUGAGUAAACUACCAUCUAGGAGGUUGAACCACGUGAGAGAGAGAGCAGUACUACCAUCUAGGAGGUUGAACCACGUGAGAGAGAGAGCAGUACUACCAUCUAAGAGGUUGAACCACGUGAGAGAGGGAGCAGUACUACCAUCUAGGAGGUUAAACCACGUGAGAGAGAGAGCAGUACUACCAUCUAGGAGGUUGAACCACGUGAGAGAGAGAGCAGUACUACCAUCUAGGAGGUUGAACCACGUGAGAGAAAGAGCAGUACUACCAUCUAGGAGGUUGAACCACGUGAGAGAGAGAGCAGUACUACCAUCUAGGAGGUUGAACCACGUGAGAGAGAGAGCAGUAUUACCAUCUAGGAGGUUGAACCACGUGAGAGAGAGAGCAGUACUACCAUCUAGGAGGUUGAACCACGUGAGAUGGAGAGAGUAAACUACCAUCUAGGAGGUUGAACCACGUGAGAGAGUGAGUAAACUACCAUCUAGGAGGUUGAACCACGUGAGAGAGAGAGCAGUACUACCAUCUAGGAGGUUGAACCACGUGAGAGAGAGAGUAAACUACCAUCUAGGAGGUUGAACCACGUGAGAGAGAGAGCAGUACUACCAUCUAGGAGGUUGAACCACGUGAGAGAGAGAGAGCAGUACUACCAUCUAGGAGGUUGAACCACGUGAGAGAGAGAGUAAACUACCAUCUAGGAGGUUGAACCACGUGAGAGAGAGAGCAGUACUACCAUCUAGGAGGUUGAACCACGUGAGAGAGAGAGUAGUACUACCAUCUAGGAGGUUGAACCACGUGAGAGAGAGAGUAAACUACCAUCUAGGAGGUUGAACCAUGUGAGAGAACAGUACUACCAUCUAGGAGGUUGAACCAUGUGAGAGAGCAGUACUACCAUCUAGGAGGUUGAACCAUGUGAGAGAGUAGUACUACCAUCUAAGAGGUUGAACUGCGUGAGAGAGUAGUACUACCAUCUAGGAGGUUGAACCACGUGAGAGAGAAGUACUACCAUCUAGGAGGUUGAACCACGUGAGAGAGAGAGCAGUACUACCAUCUAGGAGGUUGAACCACGUGAGAGAGAGAGCAGUACUACCAUCUAGGAGGUUGUCUCGUCUUGACCCUGAUCCAAUUCCUCUUUGGCUCUAUGUUCCGUUCCAGCUGUUCUGUUGACUAACCAAAGACAGCACGUUUCAUUGUUGCAUCAGUACUCAUGGAAAAUUGUUGCGUUGGAGUACCUGGAACAUAGCAGAACAGUUCCACGUGAAUUAAACGUUUUAAAGAGACUUCUGCAGUCUAGCUGCACGCAAAUUAGUUGUCUUAGAAACAUUUUCUCACUGCCUUAAUAUAUGGGAACGUGGAGUAUAGACAAGGCUUUAACGUAUGGCAACAGGAGGUAUAGACAAGGCUUUAACGUAUGGCAACGGGGAGUAUAGACAAGGCUUUAACGUAUGGCAACAGGGAGUAUAGACAAGGCUUUAACGUAUGGCAACAGGGAGUAUAGACAAGGCUUUAACGUAUGGCAACAGGGAGUAUAGACAAGGCUUUAACGUAUGGCAACGGGGAGUAUAGACAAGGCUUUAACGUAUGGAAACGGGGAGUAUAGACAAGGCUUUAACGUAUGGCAACGGGGAGUAUAGACAAGGCUUUAACGUAUGGCAACGGGGAGUAUAGACAAGGCUUUAACGUAUGGCAACGGGGAGUAUAGACAAGGCUUUAACGUAUGGCAACAGGGAGUAUAGACAAGGCUUUAACGUAUGGCAACAGGGAGUAUAGACAAGGCUUUAACGUAUGGCAACAGGGAGUAUAGACAAUGCUUUAACGUAUGGCAACGGGGAGUAUAGACAAGGCUUUAACGUAUGGCAACGGGGAGUAUAGACAAGGCUUUAACGUAUGGCAACAGGGAGUAUAGACAAGGCUUUAACGUAUGGCAACAGGGAGUAUAGACAAGGCUUUAACGUAUGGCAACAGGGAGUAUAGACAAGGCUUUAACGUAUGGCAACAGGGAGUAUAGACAAGGCUUUAACGUAUGGCAACAGGGAGUAUAGACAAGGCUUUAACGUAUGGCAACGGGGAGUAUAGACAAGGCUUUAACGUAUGGCAAAGGGGAGUAUAGACAAGGCUUUAACGUAUGGCAACAGGGAGUAUAGACAAGGCUUUAACGUAUGGCAACAGGGAGUAUAGACAAGGCUUUAACGUAUGGCAACGGGGAGUAUAGACAAGGCUUUAACGUAUGGCAACAGGGAGUAUAGACAAGGCUUUAACGUAUGGCAACAGGGAGUAUAGACAAGGCUUUAACGUAUGGCAACAGGGAGUAUAGACAAGGCUUUAACGUAUGGCAACAGGGAGUAUAGACAAGGCUUUAACGUAUGGUGACGGGGAGUAUAGACAAGGCUUUAACGUAUGGCAACGGGGAGUAUAGACAAGGCUUUAACGUAUGGCAACAGGGAGUAUAGACAAGGCUUUAACGUAUGGCAACGGGGAGUAUAGACAAGGCUUUAACGUAUGGCAACAGGGAGUAUAGACAAGGCUUUAACGUAUGGCAACAGGGAGUAUAGACAAGGCUUUAACGUAUGGCAACGGGGAGUAUAGACAAGGCUUUAACGUAUGGCAACGGGGAGUAUAGACAAGGCUUUAACGUAUGGCAACAGGGAGUAUAGACAAGGCUUUGUGUGUAUAUAUGUCUUAGUUUAGUCAUGUCUACAGUUCAGUCCAUGUUUUCUCAUGAUUCUCAUGUUUCUCAUGUUCCCUCUAUGUGUGUGUGUGUGUGUGUGUGUGUGUGUGUGUGUGUGUGUGUGUGUGUGUGUGUGUGUGUGUGUGUGUGUGUGUGUGUUUCUACCUGUGUGUUUCUACGUGUGUGUAGACGUGGGACGAGACCCUGGCUAGUUCAGCGGAGGACUGGGCUCAUGCGUGUCUGUGGGAUCACGGCCCUCGCCACCUCCUCAGGUUCCUGGGCCAGAACCUCUCUGUCAGGACCGGACGGUGAGUCACCUCUGAUCUCUGAGCCCUCACUGUUGACCCUAGAUGCUGACCCCAGGUCAGUUUGGUGUUCCACCUUCUAAAGGUUCAGGAUGUGGGGGAGGGGAAACUGAUCCUGGAACUCUGCCUCCAAUGGCAACUUCUAGUCAUGACCCCUGACUGCUUCCCAAAUGUCGUGACCCUGACUGCUUCCCAAAUGUCGUGACCCUGACUGCUUCCCAAAUGUCGUGACCCUGACUGCUUCCCAAAUGUCGUGACCCUGACUGCUUCCCAAAUGUCGUGACCCUGACUGCUUCCCAAAUGUCGUGACCCUGACUGCUUCCCAAAUGUCGUGACCCUGACUGCUUCCCAAAUGGGGCCCUAUUCAUUACGUAGUGUACUGCUUUUGACCAGAGCUCCAAGGGGGUUGCAUAGGAAAUAGGAUGCCAUCUGGGACACAGACCCUGUCUCAGGCCUUAAAUGAAUCAGCUGCGACUCACCAGUAUAGGCCCCUUGACUGACUGACUGAGUGACCUAACGUUGGGGAAACAUUGCUUUAGUCCAUGACUCACAUCUUGAGACCCUAUUAGAAAUAUCAUCUUAUCUUUCAAGUUAAGGAUCUACUCUCGGUACUAAUCUGAGCGUCUGUGUGUCUCUGUCCUCAGCUACCGCUCUAUCCUCCAGUUAGUGAAGCCCUGGCACGAUGAAGUGAAGGACUAUGUGUUCCCCUACCCCCGGGACUGCAACCCCAGGUGCCCCCUGAAGUGCUACGGACCCAUGUGUACACAUUAUACACAGGUAAGAAGACACAAGCAGGAGUGCCAUGUCAUUCUGGGCGGAAUCAUAACUUGAUUUAACCCAAUGCCAUCAAUAGUUGAUUGAUAUGAAUGUUUGUGUUGCUCAUGCAUCUCUUAAAAGUCCAAUGCAGCUGUUUUUAUCUCAAUAUCAAAUAAAUCAUUUUCUGGGAAACAAUUAAGUACCGUACUGUGAUUGUUUUCAAUUAAAAUGGUCAAAAAGAAACAAAAAUAGCUUCUUAGCAAAGAGCAAUUUCUCAAGCAAGAAUUUUGCUAGGACCGUCUGGGAGUGGAAAAACUGAAAAUUAGCUGUUAUUGGCAGAGAGGUUUGGAACUCUCUUUCUUAUUGGUCUAUUAACUAAUUUACCUGCCUGAUGAUGUCACCAUGGAAAGCCAAAACUCCAUCCAAUCAAAACAGGCUGAAAUUUCAAGCUGUCUUUUCUAACAGCUCGUGCACUAAAAGGGGCGUCGUCAUCAUGUUCACAUUGUCACAGUGUCAUUCCAACCUCAUAGUGUGGAAAUAUACAUAAAUCACAGGGAAAUCAGGUUUUUUGACUGCCUGUGUAACUGUUUAAAUGACCUUUGCAUAACGAUGAUCCCUGCUGUCUCUCUACUUUACAGAUGGUUUGGGCCACAACAAACAAAGUUGGCUGUGCUGUGCACACGUGCCACAAUAUGAACGUAUGGGGGAACGUGUGGAAACGGGCAACAUACUUAGUGUGCAACUAUUCAUCCAAGUGAGUAGACAGUAAUAAUAUGCUCAUUCUAUCGUCUCCCUUUGAUAUUUCAGGAAGUAGGAAUACAGUAUCUUUGAGAAAGGUCUUUGCUUUCACAUCAACUUCUAUGCUGUUGUCCUAGUACCAACGGCGUACUGCACCUUAGUUCUGAGCAUGCCAGUACUCAACCUGCUGUUGUCCUAGUACCAAUGGCGUACUGCACCUUAGUUCUGAGCAUGCCAAUACUCAACCUGCUGUUGUCCUAUUACCAAUGGCGUACAGCACCUUAGUUCUGAGCAUGCCAGUACUCAACCUGCUGUUGGCAUAGUGCGGUUAAUCUCCGUCCAUUUAGAGCUUUAGCAAACACACUGAUCAAUGCGUUGCUCCACAGGGACAAUGGUGCCCACUAUCAAUGCAGCUACUGACAGUCUUACUGAAAACGAAGUCAUCCGCACUCUGUAAUGAAUUACACCGGCAUCUCUCUGGAUAGCUUAUACAUUCCCCUAACUACGUUCCUUAUAACGUAGUUACACGCUAGUUAUGUAGCUUAUACGCUAACCCUAACCUCCAGACCACUCUGUGCCAAUAUUAACUCUGUGUCUGUCUGUCUGUCUGUCUGUCUGUCUUGUGUUUUCCAGGGGGAACUGGAUCGGAGAGGCCCCCUACAAAGUAGGCGUCCCGUGCUCUGCCUGUCCCCCUAGCUACGGAGGCUCCUGUUCCAACAAC
This is a messenger RNA of Coregonus sp. 'balchen', 8591 nucleotides long. The record is from the annotation of a GenBank genome assembly. NCBI's taxonomy places the organism in Eukaryota, Metazoa, Chordata, Actinopteri, Salmoniformes, Salmonidae.